CUCUUUCAGAUGUGAAUGGAGAUGGAAAGAUGGAUAUUCAUGAGUUCAGCAUUGCAUGCAAACUUAUUAACCUGAAACUCAGGGGAUUUAACCUUCCCCAGACCUUGCCAGUUUCUCUCAAACAGUCAGCUUGUCCACCAAGCUCUGCUGGUUCUACCCCCAUUCUGCCUGGAGUAGCUCAAGCCCAAGGUUCUACUGCUGUUGCUGCCUCUGUAAAUGCACCAGCCUCAGUUGCUACCCCAGAAAUGAUGGCUGGAACUGCAGGUAUCAGACCAGUUCAACCUAGUGUACCAGGUGGUAUUCCCUUGCCAGGAUUGGUCAACCAGGCAAUGCCUACACAGCCCCUAGUCGCAGCUCCUAUGGGAGCAGUGCCAGGAGCUGUACCUCAGACAUCCAUGCCAGCUGCACCUGUUGGUGUUGUGAAUAUGGCCAGACCACCAGCUGCUCCCAUGGUUGGUGCUCCUGUAGCCCAAGUUGCCCCUAAUAUGGCACAACCUAUUCAGGCUGCAGUUCCUCCAGUGAGUGGUGUAGCAGCAGUAGGACCAGUGGCAAGUGUUCCUCCAGCUCCAGCUGCAGCUCCAGUUCAACGUACAGGAAGUCAGGACUCAGGAGGUGCACAGACACCAGGGGAAUGGGCAGUCCCUCAAGCCAGUAAACUUAAAUAUACACAAGUAUUCAACAUGACUGAUAGAGCCAAAUCUGGCUAUCUCUCUGGUGUGCAAGCAAGGAACAUUCUCAUCCAGUCUCAGCUCCCUCAACAGGCUCUUGCUCAAAUAUGGGCUUUGUCAGAUGUGGACAAUGAUGGGCGUUUAUCAUGUGAGGAAUUUGUUCUAGCCAUGUACCUUUGCGAAUCGGCAAAGGCAGGGAACAAAAUUCCAACAGUCCUUCCAGCAGAUCUGAUCCCACCAACUAACCGUCGUCAAAGAACGUCAAGUAUCCAUUCUGCAGGAUCUGGUGGUACACCAGUUUCUGAAGUUCUAGGAGCUGCUAAUGAUAAUACCUUUGAAGAUAAACGAAGGGAAAACUUUGAAAAGGGCCAAGCAGAAUUAGAGAGAAGACGAAAGGCUCUCCUAGAUGCUCAGAGACGAGAGACAGAAGAGAGGCUCCGAAGAGAACGAGAAGAAGAAGCAAAAAGAGAGAAAGCACGUCUUGAUGCUGAAAGAAGGAGACAAGAAGAGCUUGAGCGCGAAAUGCAAAGGCAGAGAGAAGUAGAAGCACAACGAGAGCAGGAAAGAAAACGUCAAGAGGAAAUGAGGGAGCAGGCUCGGAAAGAUGCAGAACUACAAAGACAGCAAGAAUGGGAAAAGCAGCGGCUCCAAGAGUUAAUGAAUGUUCGCCAGAGACAACAGGAAAAUCUGCUUUCCCUAAAGGCUAAAAACCAGAGUCUCACCAUUGAACUGUCAACAAAGGAGGACAGGGUAAAGGAACUGACACAGAAGAUAAGUGAAACAAGGGUAGGUGUGACAGAGGUUAAAGCAACAAUUGACACAAUGAGGUCCACACGAGAUACAUACAUGGCGGACAUGAACCAGCUCAAGGCUUCAGCACGAGAUCAGAACCAAAGGUUAUUGGCUCUUAACCAAGAGAAGGCCCGCCUGAAAGCUCGAAACUCGGCUGCUGCUGGUGCCAGUGGGAUCGAACAAGCUGCUGUUGAUGCAUCAUUAGCCAAUAAGCAAAUGGUUAUAAAACAGCUGCAGGAGAAGGUAGAAGAAUUACAGAAAGAGUUUUCUAUGAAGGAAGAGGAUGUAAACAAUAAUAUCACUGACCUCACUGCUAUGAAGAAUGACUUGCAAGCAACAGCUGAGAGGUGCAGGGAAAUCUUCACUGAAUACUCAUCAAAACGAGAGCAGGUGUUAGGUCUCCGAGAGAAGCUUGUAAAUCCAGAUGCUGCCUGGGGCGACGAUGCCAGCUCAGCUUGGGCAGGUAAAGGGUUUGGCAGUGGUGGGACUAGUGCUUGGAAUGCAUGGCCCACCACUGAGCCCAAAGAUGCAUGGCCCAGUAGCAGAGCUGAUGAUAGUGGCCCCACCAGUAUUCCACAGCCUGAGCAGGAGCAACACAAACCACAGGAGCCGACAGAGCAUCAUCUUCCUCCAGCACGCCCCCCGCCCCCCUCCACUACCACCACCAACAUGCCCUCCAUGGCCACUACUGGCACUGUUCAUGAGGAGGAGGCACAACCCCCAGCCCCCCAGGGAUUCCCAGCUACUCAGAAGGAUAUCUGGGGCUCCAACACUACCAGUGCAGUGGGCUGGGGGGUCCACACUUCCACACCCCACUCCUCCUCCACUACCACCCCAACCACCACCACUUCCACUAUACACCCAGAGCCAACUGCAACAACAGAAGCGGAGCCAAGUGCUGGUGGAGCUCUUCGGUACAGAGCUCUCUAUCAGUUCGAUGCUAGAAAUCACGAUGAAUUAUCCUUUAUGCCAGGAGAUAUUAUCACUGUGACAAUGAGUGAAAAUGCUGAACCAGGCUGGCUGGGAGGGGAAUUACGUGGCCAGACUGGCUGGUUCCCUGAGGCAUAUUGUGAAGCUAUUGAGGAUAAAGCUGAGCCAGUGGUUCCUAGUGAGACUCAAGAUCGCACACAGUUAGAGAAUAUACCUGAGGAAAUAGUGUCAGCACCUGCAGAGCAAAAGAAAUUAGGUGAAGCUGUAGGUGUGUUCCCUUGGAGAGCAAAGCAGAACAAUCAUCUUUCCUUCAAUAAGGGUGACCGCAUUGUUGUCAGAGAGCAACAGGAUCAAUGGUGGUAUGGUGAACUAAAUGGCGCUGGAGGUUGGUUCCCUCGCUCAUUUGUAAAAAUGGUUUCGGGACCAGAGGCGACAACAUCCCCAGUCAGCAGUCCACAAGAGGCUCCAGCAGAGCCCCCGAUGCCAGAAAAUUUGGUUAAUGAUGAAAUAUCUGAGUACUACCAAGCUCUUUAUCCAUAUCAGUCUGGAGAACCUGGUGAUCUCACCUUCAAUGCUGGUGAUAUUAUUUUGGUUGUCAAAAAAGAAGGAGAUUGGUGGCAUGGUAUCAUAAAUCAGAAAUGUGGUAUCUUCCCAUCAAAUUAUGUGCAGAUUCUUCCAAAUCAGUUUAUUACCACAAGAACUGGAGACACUGUUGCCGAACAGAAUGGUGUGAUGGGCGCCCAGAUUCAACAAGAUGUUGAAGCAGAAAUGAAUCCUGUAGCUGAGCAACAGGUAGUCACUGAAGAGAACAAGGAGCAGAAAAAAACACCUGCAGAGCCAACAACAGUUCAGACACCUGACUCUGCUAAUCUCAAAGUCAAUCAGGACGACGAACAAGAAAAUAAGGCCGGAAAAGGAAAGAAGCCAGAGAUAGCGCAAGUCAUUGCUCCGUAUGAUGCUACUAGUGGUAACCAGCUGAGCCUGCAGCGUGGGCAGUUGGUCAUGAUCCGGAAGAAGACCGCGUCAGGAUGGUGGGAAGGAGAACUGCAGGCAAAGGGCAAGAAACGACAGAUUGGUUGGUUCCCUGCGACAUACGUAAAGGUACUCGGUGGAUCAUCGCGUUCCACGCCUGUUUCAAUGGAGCUGACCAAUCGGGAAGAUGCCCCGCCAGACUGUGUUCAGUCUCCCCAGUCAGCUCAACCCCAGGUCACUCAGGUCACGAUAACACCCCCGGCAGAUGAUCCAAUGGCAGGCCUCACUGAUGCUUCCAAUGGAUUUGCAGAACAAGUUGAAGCACUAUACCCCUACACUGCAAUGAACGACGAUGAGCUCACCUUCGAAGCAGGUGCCAUUAUUUCAGUGAUUGACAAGGAAGAUGCAGCUUGGUGGAAGGGAACACUGAAUGGAGUCAUUGGUGUCUUCCCCUCCAAUUAUAUUCAGCCUUAUUCGCCAAACAAUGCCGCAGCGAGUGGGACACCUGAAGGAGAAUUCUCUCUCUGUUAUCGGGAGAAACAAAAUUACGGCUCAGGAGACAGGCACACCUGGCAUUUCAACCCCUCGUCUCCAAUUGAACAAAAACGACAAAAUGUUAUUCAAGAAAUAAUAAACACAGAGGCAUCAUAUCUGUCUGAACUUCAGUUAGUGGAGCAGGCAUUUGUACAGCCAAUGCGCACAUCCACCAUUGUAACCGAGAAGGAGCUUGAUCUCAUCUUUGUCAACUGGAGCGAGCUCAUCCUUGUGAAUUCCUACUUUGAUAAGGCUCUGAAAGUUAGAUGUGUGAACAGUCAAGGAAGUUUCAUCACCAUGAUUGCAGAUGUUUUGUGCCAGCAGAUUGCACAAUUAACACCAUACCUAAGGUUUUGCAGUUUACAAAUCCAAGGAGCAACUUUAUUAGGAGAGAAAUGCAGUGCUGGAGGGCCAUGGGCAAACCUUAUUAAACAGUGCCAAGAACAGCCAGCUGUCAGGGGCUUGACUCUUACAUCAUUCUUGCUGAAACCCAUGCAGAGGAUAACCAGAUAUCCAUUACUUAUAAAAGAAUUACUGAAAUAUACACCUGAGGGUCAUCCUGAUCAUCACAAUUCCCAAGAAGCUCUUCUGGCAGCAACUACCCUUUGUGCACAGGUUAAUGAAGCAGUUAGCCAGAGAGACAAUACAGAUAAGUUAGAAUGGAUGCAAAGACAAGUUAUAUGUGAAGGAUUACAAGAAAGGCUGGUUUUUAAUUCCCUUACAAAUACAUUAGGUCCACGUAAACUUCUUCACACAGGUGUUUUACAUAAGACCAAAAGUAAAAAAGAGCUGGUGGUUUUUCUCUUGAGUGAUUUCUUACUGCUGACAACACCAAGCAAGUCUGUGGCUUCUCACACAUCCUUGGCUGCCUUGGAGAGAGCUCUCACAGCAGUGUCUUGUACCAUGUACAGGAAGCCAAUGUUUUUGACUGACGUUAGAAUUGAAGUUGACAAAGAGUCUGAACUCUCUUUCACACUGACGAGUCCUUCAUGUGGGGACGUUGCUGUUUCUGCACCGACACCCCAUGAGAGAGGCAACUGGUUGAAGAAAAUUGCAAUAGCUCAGAAACACAUCUCAGAUACAGAAAGAUCUAUUCUUCAGAGAAAACACUCGAAAGAGAAAGACUUGAGCAUAAUGGGCCGUGUGCUAGUUACAGUCAUGGCUGGAGUCUCUUUGUAUGAGAGACAAAGUGAUGGCACGCUUCAGUCUUUCUGUGAAGUAAGUUUAGGAUCCCAGGUUCAUCGAACAAGCAUUGCUGCCUCUCCUCAUCCGAAGUGGGAUUCCACCAUGCAGUUCCUGGUCAAGGCUCUCGCUGAAGACGUCCUCUGCAUUACUGUCUACGAGAAAGGUUACUUCAAGCCAAAUGAGUUCUUGGGAAGAACAGAGAUCAAAAUAAACCAAGUGCAUGAAGAGUCGAAGAACCAGCCAGGAACACAGCCUCAAGUCCAUAAGUUACAGCUUCAGGAAGUUAAAUCUGGAGAAGUCAUCCUGAAAAUUUCACUUCAACUUUUUGAGCGUUCUUAAGUUUUGUAUGAUUCAAAAGAGAUAUAUUUUAUCCACUUUGUUGUUCCAAAAUAUGUUAUAUUUUGUUAGAACUAAGCAAUAAAAACCAUUGACCUAUUACAUGGGUAGGUUAUGCAAGUAUAAUUAUCAGUUUCUUUUUAUCUACACAAUAGAUAUGUAACAAGUGUUCCUUUUCUAUACUGCCAAUAUUUACCAUUAUAAGACUAGUUUUCUUAUCAGAAUCAAUAGUUUGGGUAUUUGGCAGUUCCACUGGAUUACUCUGAGGCACAUUGGCAAGAAGUUGAGUAAUGUCUUGGAUAAAUUUUACAGAAGAUAAAAAAAAUACCAACAAAAAAUGACUGUAUAAUGACUCUUGUAUAAAGAUUUUAGUAUAUA
Molecule: messenger RNA, 5795 nt
Organism: Penaeus indicus
Lineage: Eukaryota; Metazoa; Arthropoda; Malacostraca; Decapoda; Penaeidae
Gene: Dap160
Product: intersectin-1-like
Exons: 37
Coding region: 30-5420 (1796 amino acids)
Biological process (GO): positive regulation of Rho protein signal transduction; intracellular signal transduction
Molecular function (GO): protein binding; guanyl-nucleotide exchange factor activity; calcium ion binding
Source: RefSeq, a predicted model, not a curated record